This is a messenger RNA of Chenopodium quinoa (quinoa), 2146 nucleotides long. RefSeq lists its product as uncharacterized. NCBI's taxonomy places the organism in Eukaryota, Viridiplantae, Streptophyta, Magnoliopsida, Caryophyllales, Amaranthaceae. The record is from RefSeq and is a predicted model, not a curated record. The coding region runs from base 80 to 1288 and encodes 402 amino acids. The transcript has a single exon.
UCUCUCCUUCCAUUUCUGCAACUCCCAUAUUUGUUUUUGUUGUUUGUUUUCUCUCCUCUUUUCUUCUUCACAGAAUACCAUGGAUUCCAACCUCGAAGCUCCAACCUCCAUUAAUGGCGGUGAUUUUCUCUCUCCUCCAUCUCCGCCACCACUCCAGAAGGAAGACGACAACGACGACGAGGAUGAUGAUGAUGAUUUCUACAUCGAUGACAGUAACUGUUCAACGCCAUUUGUGAGCGCGCCUUCUAGUCCAGGUCGUUCGUACUAUCCUUCUGGAUUCUUCUACAGUGCUCCUGCAAGUCCCAUGCAUUUCGUCCUCGCUACUGCUCAGGCGAGAUCCUCCGCCGGCGGUGGCUUAAUUCCGGCGAGUUCCGACGCGUCCUCCUCUACCGGCUCGUUCGAGUUCGAGUUCUCCUCCCGAUUCGACUCGCCGGCGCCGGAGAUUGGACCGUCAAUGUCGUCCGCUGACGAGUUGUUCCUCAACGGUCAGAUCCGUCCGAUGAGGCUUUGCGCUCAUCUACAACGGCCGCAGAAGCUUCCGUCUCUGACAUUGCUGGAAUCUGAGAGAGAAGAUGAAGAAGAUGACGAUUAUUGCGAUGAUAAUGAUGAGAAGAGUAAUGUGUUUCAGAGGUCAAGGUUGAGAAACAGAUCUCAGCGGAGAAGAACUCGGUCUCUCUCUCCUCUUCGGAGUACGGCGCCGUUUGAGUGGUACUGCUCUGACGACGCCGUUUCGACUCCGACGAAGAAGGCGGAGGAGGGAGGAGAGAGUGAAGGAGGAGGUGAGAAGGAGAAGGACGGCGGCGAAACGACGCCGUCGGGGAGUUCGUCGCGGUGUUCAUCGGCGGGGAGGAGUUCGAAACGGUGGGUGUUUUUGAAGGAUUUUCUGAGGAGUAAGAGUGAAGGAAGAAGUAACAACAAAUUCUGGCAUAAUAUCAACAUCUCGUUUUCUCCAGCGAAAGAGAAGAGAGAUAAAGGUAGCAACAAUAAUAGUAAUGUCAGUGAAAAUACAAAUGUAAAUGCGAGUGCGAAUUCGGCUUCGUGCUCCGAGGAAAAGAAGGCGAAGAAGAAGGAAGUUUUGUCGUCGAAAGGAAAGGGGAUGCCGGGCGGAAAGAGGAGGUCGGCGCAUGAGAUGCACUACGCUGCGAACCGAGCGCAAGCAGAGGAGAUGAGGAAGAAAACAUUCUUACCUUACAGGCAAGGUUUAUUGGGAUGUUUGGGGUUUAAUUCCAAGAGUUAUGGUGCACUUAAUGGCUUUGCUAGAGCUCUAAAUCCUGUCUCUUCUAGGUGAUACCAUUACAUGUAUCAUUAUCAAGUAUCUACCUAUCAUCAUCAAAAACGUUUUUAUAAAGAAACCCAAAUCAAGUGUAUUAUUGAUUAAUAGGGUCUAAAAAAAUGGGAAAAAAAAAAUACAAGUAGAUGAUUUUUGAGAAAAUACCUGUUAAUAUGGCAUAUUAACAAGUAUUGUUAAUAUAGGGGUAUAGUGGUCUUUUUUAUCUAUGUAACAAGGCUAGUGGAGUAAAUUCACCGCCAAGAACAUCUACUACCUCACUGGAUGCUAAUUUGCAUCGUUAAUUCCGUCAUCUACUCAUCUCCAUAUCCACUUCUUUUUCACUCAAAAUUAAAACCAUUAAUGGAGAAAUUGGCGGCUGCAAUGGACAACUCAAAGGUGAUGACAAAUUUCUACCCUUUGGGUUUAACCAUGCCUUUUGUUUCACCCUUUAUCAUUAGGGUUUUCGUUUAUUUCGGCGGCGAAGCCGCCGGAAAGUGGUGGCGGUGGACAUGUUUGAGCAUCUUCAAUGGUGGAUGAAAGCUUGGACAUCUUCAAUGGUGAACAAAAGCUUGGGCAUCUUCAAUGGAGGAUGAAAGCUUGAAUUGGGCAUUUACUUAACGUUAACGGCGAAAGGUUACAGGUGGUAGUAGAAAAAUAAUAAAAUAAUAUAUUCCACUCCUCAUAUUUACAAAAUUGCCACCAUAUUAACAAAGUUUUGUUAAUAUGACAUAUUAACUGGGUUCUCCUCAUGAUUUUUGUAUAGAGGAUUUGAUUUUCUUAUUUUUCUCCACCUUUAAAUUUGAUAUAGGCCCCUAAUUUUUCUUUAAAUUUGUUUAUCUAGGGUUAAAAUACAUGAUUAUAAUCAUGAUUACUCUA